UCGAAAGGGAUAACCACUCAUAGUUUGAUCGGGCAUCAGCAUGAAGGUUUUCGCAGUCUUGGUUCUGGCCUUCGCCACCGCCUCCGCUGGGCUCCUGCCCCAGUCCGGCAUCCAGCAUCCCCGUGACAGGACCUCCGUGCCGUCCAUCGAGGGUCGCAUCACCAACGGCAAGGAUGCAGUGGCCGAGCAGUUCCCCUACCAGGUGGGACUCAGCUUCUCCAGCUCCAAGGGCAGCUGGUGGUGCGGUGGCUCCAUCAUUGCCAGCAACUGGAUUGUGACUGCUGCUCACUGCACCGACGGUGGCUCGUCCGUAACCGCUUACUUCGGAGCGACCGUCCGCACCAGCCCCAAGUUCACCCACACCAUCUCCAGCUCGGAUUGGAUCCAGCACGAGAGCUACUUGGCGUUGACCGUGCGCAACGACAUCUCCGUGAUCAAGACCCCCACCCUUGCCAUGUCGUCCGCCGUCAACAAGAUCGACCUGCCCGCCAUCGCCAGCAGCUACUCCACCUACGCCGGAAAGACCGCCGUCGCCUCCGGAUGGGGCCUGACCUCCGAUUCGGCCUCCGCCGUUGCCUCGAAGCUGCAGUUCGUCGAUCUCACGGUCAUUGACAACUCGGUGUGCAAGAAGACCUUCGGCAGCCUGAUUGUGACCAACAACGUCCUCUGCGUGGCCACCCCCAACAGCUCCUCCACCUGCCAGGGUGACUCCGGCGGCCCCUUGGCUCUGGACGGCAUCCUCAUCGGCAUCACCUCCUUCGGAUCCGCCGACGGCUGCGAGAUUGGAGCCCCUGCCGCCUUCACCCGUGUGACCAGCUACCUUACCUGGAUCAAGUCCAACACCGGUGUCUAAGCUUUGGGGAAAAUACAAAAAUUGCAAGCUGUGAGAAAUAUACCAACAGAUUGCUAAGAAA
This is a messenger RNA of Drosophila elegans, 914 nucleotides long. RefSeq names its product serine protease 1 (gene yip7). Gene Ontology annotation, molecular function: serine-type endopeptidase activity. The transcript has 2 exons. Gene Ontology annotation, biological process: proteolysis. The record is from RefSeq and is a predicted model, not a curated record. NCBI's taxonomy places the organism in Eukaryota, Metazoa, Arthropoda, Insecta, Diptera, Drosophilidae. Bases 41 to 853 code for a protein of 270 amino acids.